AAUACUGGAGUGAGUAGCCAUUCCCUUCUCCUGGGGAUCUUUCCAACUCAGGGAUUGAACACAGGCCUCCUGCAUUGCAAGCGGAUUCUUUACCAUCUGAGCCACCAGGGAAGUCAAUUCUUGGUGGAGGAAUUAUGAUCCCACAUGUGGCAUGGCCAAAAGAUUUUUUAUUUUUAAUUAUAAUGAGAUAGAUACCUUUUUUUUUUUUUAAACCAGGAGGCAGAUAGAGGGAGAGGGACACGGCAAGUACUAUCUGCUUCUUCACAGGGUGUGAAGACCCUUUGGGAUGGAUAGUCCAGAGAUUCCUUUGAGAGAUGGAGAAACACAGGCUGAGCAAGGGGAGGGGGAUUAUACCGAGACCAUAGGGAGCCCUGCAGAGGCAGGACUUGGCCUGAUCUCUGGACUCCCGGGCCUGGACUCUUCCUCAGCGUCCUGCCGAACUCUCCCCUUUGGAAGGAAGCUGGCCUUACCUAGAGCCUUCCUGGUCUGCUUUUGCCAGAGCCCUUGAGACAGGCUGAGGACUGGUUGCCAUAGAGAUGGUGGGCUGGGUAGUUCCAAGGUUGGCAGAUGGGGGCGGGGGAUGGGGCAAGAAACCAAUAUGCUAAACACCCACCAACAGUUGGUCAGGACUUCUUCCGGGAGACCUGGGCAAGACACACGGCAGCAGGCUCCGGGGACCGCCACAGGUCUGCUCAAGCUUCUCUCAAGCACCCCUCAUGCUGAGCAGAGGAGUCUUGGGAGCUGUGAUGGUGUUAUCCAUGCCCAGAAGCAGAGGUCUCGGAGUGCGGGGCAGACACCAAAGAAGGACCGGAGGCUCAGAGGCCGGAACAAAAAAGGGCAAAGCUCUGCGGAAGCUGAGGAUCUUGUCCCCUCUUCUCCUCGGAAACCCUCCUUCCCCUUCCAGUGGGCCUGGGAGAGCUUCACCACAGAUGGCCGGGCCCUGCAUCAGCGGAGCUCUGUCUUGGCCCCUGGCCACCAGGCCCUGCCCCUGCCCCUGGCGGUCCAUCACCACAAGUCCCGGCGCAAGUCCACGCCCGCCCUCCUGGAGGCCCACAGCUUCUGCUGGAAGACAGAGGGGCCGAACCUGGAGAGGAGACAGCAGCUCAGGGCCUGCAGCUGCACCUCCAUCCCUCCGGGCAGGGGGACGAGCCAGGAUCUGGAGCCGUCCGGGGAGGGAGGCUUGCAGUCACCCAGGAAGUCCUCAGGGUCCGGGUCGGAGCCCGAGGAGUCUGAGCCGGAAGGCCUGGGAGCCGAGGAGGCCGAGAGGGGUCUGAUUCCAGGGGAACUGCCCCAGCUCCCCAGGAGGGGGUUGAUCUUGGAGGAGGAGCAGUUUUCAGAGGCCACAGAGGAGGCCGAGGACAGGGAACACCAGGCCCACCAGAGAAGGAGGACCAGUUCUCGAAGAAAGGGGCAGAAUUCUGGUGAAGAGGCCUGGGAGGAGAGUGAAGUGCGGCUCCUGGAGAGCGUUUCCAGCUCCACCAACCUCCGAGGACCACAGAGGAGGAAGCCAAGGGCCAAGGAGCUGGAGGGGCCUUGGGACCUGGAGAAGCUGCAGAGGAAGCUGCAGCAGGAGUUGGACUGUGGCCCCGAGAAACAGCCCUGGAAGUCUUUGCGGGCUGCUGUUCAGGCCUCCAACUGGAGCAGGAAGGCCCACCCCUUGGGAGAUGAUGAGACUUUUCUGUUUGCAAACUUCCCUAACCGCACCUUCCACAAACGACAGGAGGCCACCAGAAACCUGCUGCGGGCCUGGGAGCUGCAGCAGAGGGAGGAGCGGCAGCAGGCCGAGGUGCGGCGGGCCCGGGAGCAGCGAGUACAGCAUCAGGUGGCUCGCUGCCUGGCAGCCUACGCACCCAGAGGGAGCCGGGGGCCAGGGGCUGCCCAGCGCAAGCUGGAGGAGCUGAGGCGCCAGGAGCGACAGCGCUUUGUUGAGUACCAGGCAGAGCUGCAAGGCAUCCAGCAUCGGGUGCAGGCCCGGCCCUACCUGUUCCAGCAGGCCAUGCAGGCCAACGCCCGGCUCAACGUGACCCGGCGCUUCUCCCGGGUGCUGUCGGCACUGGGACUGGAUGAGGAGCAGCUGCUGGCCAAGGCGGGCAAGAGGGACAUGGAGGGCGCCCCCAGGAGGCACAGGAGCCACAGGUCAGUGGGGGCGAGAAUGGAGCCCUCUUCUCGGAGUCCUCCAAAGAUGGAACCCACUGGCAGCCAGGCUGACCAGCACUUCGCCCCAAAUCCAGACCAAGAGUUGAGUCCCUGAGAGAAAAAUUAAAUGCUUUGUGGAAAAUACAGUGUGGGAUUUCUGGCGGUGGUGGGAAGUGGCUGUGGGUUGGGAGCAAGCAGUGGCAGGUGGGUAUGCAGCACGCUUGGCUUGUGCUCACAUCCCCCAGGAACUCUGGCUGUUCCGACGGCCCCCGCCCAGUACAAAGGGCUCUAUCUCUGCCCAGAGGAGUGAGUGGGGCAUCUCCCAAGAGCAACAGCUGCAACGCCUACCAAUGCUGGGUCCUGGAAAUUCAAGAGUGAACAUGACAGAAUGCCUUCCGCCUUUGGGAACGCCCAGUCCUGUGGGGGAGGGGGCGGGCCUUUAAGAGGGCGCAUAAUCACACGCAAACAGAUGGGCUGGCAGAUCGAGCAACUGGCAAGUGGGGGUGUCAGGAGGAAUUGUGUGAACUGAGCUUUUACACUUAAGUAACUACAAGUUACAGUCACCUCAAAGGAAAAGAAAAAGAAAAGCUCACACACACACGGAUGUGCCAAAUUUUGCAUUCAAUUUCAGGGGGUUUACAGAUACACAGAAGCUCAACUCGACCUCCGGGGCAGUCACAGAGCUCAGGUUUAAAAACCCAAUCCAAGGAGCGUGGCAAGGCAGCGUUGGCAGACAAUACUAGAUGUAGGGGUUGGAAGGAAGCUGGACUGUGGAGCUGGGGGUCUCUGGAGGAGAACAUGCUAAGUCGUUUAACACCUGAUGGAGCCACGACCCCAGGCAGUACACUAGGAGGACGCCUACUGGAGAGGUGGGCGCUGCCCAGGGAGAGUCCGUGA
Bubalus bubalis (water buffalo) is the source of this 3033-nucleotide messenger RNA. It is a transcript of the gene TSGA10IP, whose product is annotated as testis specific 10 interacting protein. The record is from RefSeq and is a predicted model, not a curated record. Lineage: Eukaryota; Metazoa; Chordata; Mammalia; Artiodactyla; Bovidae. Bases 581 to 2251 code for a protein of 556 amino acids. The transcript is spliced from 8 exons. Gene Ontology annotation, cellular component: photoreceptor connecting cilium; cilium; ciliary basal body. Gene Ontology annotation, biological process: cilium organization.